AUAGCUAGACCCAAUGGAACAGAGCUCAGUCGCAAGAAUACCUUCAAGAAUCUUUCAUAUAGUCGUACUCCCAAAUUAGGAGCCAGUCACAGUAGCAAAAUGAAAUUGUUGAUUGCCUUUUUGUUUGUUCUGCUUGCCAUUUCGUCGGCGCGUCCCCAUUUUAGUCCCUGGGGUAAUUACGGUGGAUCUGGACAGCAGCAGCAACAGCAGGAACGUUUCGGCAGAUUUGGAAAUCUUGGACAGCAGCAGCAACAAAGUUUCGACGGACGUGGAUCUUUUGGUCAGCAGCAACAGCAGGAAAAUGUCGGAGGUAUUUUUGGAUCUUUUGGACAGCAGCAACAGCAGGAAAGUCUCGGCGGAUAUGAACAGCAGCAGCAAGAAGCUUUCGGCGGACCUUUUGGACCUUUUGGUCAGCAGCAACAGCAGGAAAAUGUCGGAGGUUAUUUUGGAUAGCAGCAGCAACAGCAGGAGCUUGAAACUAACAGCCGAUUUAAUGGGUUUUAUGGAUAAUAUAGCAAACAAACUUUAUAUGAACACCAUCAUGGGCUGUAUUACAAAUAAACAAAAUUACAAAUAAACAGAAAAUAUUUAAAAGACAA
Drosophila rhopaloa is the source of this 599-nucleotide messenger RNA. RefSeq names its product sex-determining region Y protein. The record is from RefSeq and is a predicted model, not a curated record. The coding region runs from base 100 to 453 and encodes 117 amino acids. The transcript is spliced from 2 exons. NCBI's taxonomy places the organism in Eukaryota, Metazoa, Arthropoda, Insecta, Diptera, Drosophilidae.